Mycena indigotica is the source of this 3753-nucleotide messenger RNA. Its product is annotated as Protein kinase domain-containing protein. The record is from RefSeq and is a predicted model, not a curated record. Gene Ontology annotation, biological process: protein phosphorylation; cell surface receptor signaling pathway. NCBI's taxonomy places the organism in Eukaryota, Fungi, Basidiomycota, Agaricomycetes, Agaricales, Mycenaceae. Gene Ontology annotation, molecular function: protein kinase activity; ATP binding. The coding region runs from base 1 to 3753 and encodes 1250 amino acids. The transcript has 15 exons.
AUGCCUUCCUCGCCCAAACCCAUUCCCAGUCCGAUGAUCACCUCCUCCUCGACUGCGACUUUGCGCCAACCAGGCUUAUCAACGCCGACAGUGGGCAGACCUCGCGGUCUCUCUACGUCUUCGCUCCAAGCCUCAAUGUCUAAAUUCGCUGGUGGACUUUCCCCUCCAACCAAUUUCUCGCCACUUGGACUAAUCGACGAAGAUAAUGAUAGUAGCCCAGCUUCUUCUUUCCUCACUCGGACGCGUUCAAAGUCGCAAUACUCCCCAGCAAUGUUCUACUCUCCUCGUCUCGCUGGUCAAUCUGUCGAACAGGACUCGCCAGUCCCAACUUCUUGGUGGCGAUUCGAAAGAGAACCUCCCAAACGCCAGUCCACGAUCCCUGUGGAACAAACAGACAGUUGGGCACAUACGCGCAAGGCGAGUUUUCGUGUAUCUGCCGCUGCUGCCCGAGUUCUUGGAGCGUCGCUUCCGGCCGCGCACGAAGCCCUACGUCUGACUUCAGAGUUUUUAGAUGCAGUUCCAGUCCCCAUUCCAGGAUUGCAGCAGGCCGCAAAGAUUUUGUUGACCAUUUGGGACAGCGUCCAAGGGGUCGAUAUAAACCGUAUGGCGUGCCUUCGUCUGACGGAAAGAUGCGCGGAGAUUUUGCUUUCGGUGCGGCAAGAGGUCGAAGAUGCGGGAGCAGAGGUCGUUGCAGAGCUCAAGACACCGAUUGAGAAACUUGUGGAAGCCUUCACGAAGGUGCAAACUUUCAUGCUCAAGCAGGCUCAUCGUCCUUUCCUCAAACGAUAUCUGCGGCGAGAAGAAAUUAUCAGAGACAUUGGUGGGUGCGACAAAGGCUUAACGGACGCGCUAAGCAUGUUUGGAUUUUCCAUCCAAAUUCGAAUAUUAAAGCAAGUCGAGGCCGCUGAACAUAAUCGCCAGGCUGAUGCUAGAGCCCUUCUCGAUGCUGUUGUCCGCUCUCAACAACAUAUGCCUCCUGUCCCUUCGAAUACCCUUCAAGGUCUUGGUAUCACCUUCCCCAAAGACACACCCGGUCUUCCUCCCAGCUCAUCUCACAAAUCACUGAGUAACGAGGGGGCGAUCCAUCCUGACGCAGUUCUCCCAGCAUUACAGAGCCUACAUCAUGCUCAAAAUGCCAUCGAUCUAGCGCAAGACACCGCAGACCUCAGAGCGUUGAUGCACGACGCCGUUGGUCAGAGUAGUGAUGCGGAGAUGAUACGUGUCCUCCAGGUUGGUCGAGAUGAGUACCCAGAAGCACUCAAGACUCUCCAACGUGCGCUAGAGCGAGUCAGCGCCAUGAGCAAUGCCAGUCCAUCGAUGCCAGAGAUCACUGCCUUACCAACAAAUCUCGCACCUGAAAGCAUCGAGCGCUCCAUUUCGGCUUCGAGCUCUGGCAGCAGUGCAAUUGGUUUAAACAGUAACGUUGGACGCGAUGUGCUCGACCGAGAGUUCAUUGAGAGCGGUAUUGAUGCUCUCCGUCGACUGAGCAAGGGAAGUGACAUGGGGCUCCCAAGUUGGACCAUUACAAGAUACGAAGUAGAUCGUGAUGUCAGGAUCGGAAUCGGCUUUUUCUCUAACGUUUAUCGUGGUCGAUGGCGUAACCGAGUCGUUGCUAUCAAGAUUCUCGCGGAAUGCACCCCACAGGAACUCUUCGUCAAAGAAGUUGCCAUCUGGAAAGAGUUCAAGCAUCCUAAUGUCUUGGAGCUGUAUGGUGCAAGUGCUGUCAACGGGGACGGACCGUACUUCUUCGUCUGUCCCUACGAAAAGUAUGGGUGUCUGAGCGAAUUCUUGCGGAAACUCGCGCAUCAUCAGAGCGAGGGCAGCAAUGUUCGCAGCCGGCACGCGAGUCUUCCUGAAGGGAGCCCCGGGGGCAGCGUCAUUCGUCCAUCGAUACGCUCGAAGCACGUGAGCGCGAAUAUGAAUAUGUUUGCACUUUUGGCGGGCCAGGACACGGAUUUACUGCGAUUCAUGCAUGAAAUCGGGAGAGGCAUGGAGUAUCUGCAUGACAAAGGUGUUCUUCAUGGCGAUCUCAAGGCUGCAAACAUUCUAGUGGACGAUCACAUUCACUGUUUGGUUGCUGAUUUCGGACAGAGUGAGAUGAAGUCCGAAGUCUUUCGGAUUAGUGGGACCUCGCCACCAACCCGCAAGUACUAUGGCACCUUACGGUGGCAAGCACCUGAACUCAUGCUAGGACACGGUCAAAUGACAACUGCGAUGGAUGUCUACAGUUUCGCUAUGUGCUGCGUCGAAAUCUUGACGAUGGGGAAAAUGCCCUGGCCUUUCGCCAACGACGAGGACGUUCGACACUUGGUUUUGAAGGAGCACUCUCGACCAGUGAUCCCCCCCUCACGUUACAACACGGCAGGUCUCCAGAAUCUCCUGCAACUUUGCUGGGACCAGGACCCUUCUGUUCGACCUGAUUUUUCCCGCAUCGUGCAAGAUUUAAAGCUCCUACGUAAACACUUUCGUGGUCCAACCCCAAGUCGGGACAUUCCUUCGCCUCGGUUCCGGCAGAAAAUUGAUGAAGAUGACGUCUACAUAUCGCGGCCGUCUCCCGACAUGCAUCCUAUGGCUUUUCCUGGUGAACCACAACCUUACCGCACGCUUGGCUCAUUGUCAGGCACCUUACCACUGAACGGUUUGAGCUCGUAUUUCCAACCUAUCCAAGAGGCAUCUCUUUCUGCUGAAGGCUCUGCGUCUGACGCGUCUUCGGAUUCUUUGAUUCAAACGUCGUUAUCGUUCCAAGAAGACACUGUUGCCACGCCUCGCACGCACAUGACCCAAGUCGUUUUCACACCAUCGAAACGGCCUUCGACCCUUCAUCCAACUUCCGCAACACAACCAAACCCCUCCGACGAAGAUCUGAGCAACCUGCUGCUAAUCAAUCGGGAUGGGAACGCGUCACCUCCGCCUGUUGAUGAGCGGAGAGCUAAAUUUAGAAACGAACGGCGGUACCGACUUCUGUUGUCGCACGAGUUCCAUCCUUCUCUGACGCUUCCGCUGUGGAAGCCUUCGCCGAUAAGUGUUGGUGCGGUUGGGUAUCUGAGCAAGCCAGAGGGCACUUUUGUGACGAUCCUGAACUGUUUCUCUCCGGACAAGUCGGCGGAAGGCGAUCUUCGUGGAUUACCUUCGAUUCAUGGGUAUGGCAAGGUUGCGGUGGGGGGUCAUCGACAAGACAAGCGGAAUGCUGCGAAGCGUGGGUUUGAUGCUAUUGCCGGGCUGUUGACGUUCAAGCGGGGGAGCGAGGGGUCGUCUGUCUCACAAAGCGUCAGUCGACGAUAUUCGUACCCACUGCGUUCUGGGCACAAGACGGCCUAUCUUUGCACUGAAACGACGAUGUACCGCUACAUCGAGAAGCUGGACGCGCCGAAGAAGUGGUUCAAGGCCAAUGUCGACUCGAUCAUGGAGACUUAUGGACCGAUGCACAACAUUCAGAAGGAGGACUUGUUUUUGGUCAUUGGGACACUCAGCGCGCCGGAUUACGCGCUGUUUGUAAGCCAUAGACAUUCUGACGGACAAGCGCAUUUCAACGUGUUUUCUUCAAGCAAACCUGGGCAACUCUGGGGUACAUUUACGACUGACACGGGGUCAGAGCUUGGAGGCCCGUCAUACCAUGAACCGGUCAUCGACAACCCACAGUCUGCCAGCAAGGUGUCGUCUACCAGCAGCAGUACUGGUAACCACACCUGGGACACUGUGUUGGUUGCUCGCCUGAGGUUUAAGCCAGAUGCAACGGAGCCAACGUCACUGUAA